Molecule: messenger RNA, 1750 nt
Organism: Kogia breviceps (pygmy sperm whale)
Lineage: Eukaryota; Metazoa; Chordata; Mammalia; Artiodactyla; Physeteridae
Source: RefSeq, a predicted model, not a curated record
GUCUAGAAAUCUGAAGUAGUACACUGUGACUCCUUGAAGGCACUAAUUGUGUCUUGUUCAUCUUUACAUCUCCGGUGCCUAGCACAUGCCUGCAUAAAGCUCAGCACUUUUUCCAAUGCAUAAAUAUAAAAGAAAACCUUGGGUCCUCCUUGGUUAUUCUCUUUCCCUCACACCCAAUAUCCAGCCCAUCGGUAGGUCCAAUCUAAUCUGUCUUCAAAAUCGAUCCAGAAAUCAGCCCCUUCUCCCCAGCUCCAUCACUCCCCCCUAGUCCAAGCCACAUCAUCUGUUGCCUGGGAACCACAGUAGCCUCCUGACUGGUUUUCUUGAUUCCACAUGCAAUCCGUUCCACCCAUAGAAGCCACGUUGGCCUUUUAAAAUGUCAUUCCCCUGCUUGAGACCAUCCAGUGGUCUCCAUCACACUUAGAAUAAAAUUCAAAUUCCUCACUGAAGCCCUGUUUGACUCACACUUCCUCUCUUCCACCUCCCAACCCUAUUUGCCAUGCCUCCAAUAUGCCAAGCCCUCUCUUUGCUCUCGUUCCAUUUUUGCCCACAUGACUUGCUACUCAGCGAUCAAGUCCCUGCUCUGCGUCACCUCAUCACAGAAGCCUUCUCUGACCACCUUAUCUCAAACAGAACCCAAAUUUCUCUCCAUCUCCUUGCCCUACCUGACUUUUCUGAACUGUACUAAUUCAUAUCAGAUUGGUUACUGUUACCUAUUUGUAUAUUGAUUUUCUGUCUCUUCCACUCUGAAAGUAAGGCCCAGGAAGACAGGAAUAUGGCUUUCUUCACAGGUGUAUUUUCAGUGCAUAGAUCUGUGUAACGUGAAUAGUAGGUGCUCAAUAAACAUUUGUUCAAUGAAAAGUUUUCCCCAGGUUUCUGCUGAAGAUGGCAGUAAGGCAGGUCUGGUGCUUGAUGGCUGAGGCCAUCUCCUGGGCUACCAGGCACCCGUCAUGGCCAAGCAGGUGGUACUCUGGGCGGGAAGGUAGUAGUCACACGCUGAGUGGGCAUGAACAUCCUUAAUGGCUAUUUCUCAGGAGCAAGUAAAAGUACCUGGCCUUCCUCUGCAAGCGCGUGACCAGCUGGUCGCCUGGCCCCUACCUCGUUCGGCCACAGUUGCAUCCCGUGGCGGAUGGGGGAGGCAUGCCGCCCACAAGACCAAGCAAGGCCAGGCUGCCCUGGCUGCUUGUGGCGUUGGAUGGGAUCCCGUGACAAGAAAAAGCAGACGCUGGUUCCUGCUGCCCUCACGGCCGUGUGUCUGGAGGCUUCGUGAAAGUUUGUCCACCUGGGGUGCCAGGAUCAGGAGGUUGGCUGGGAGUACAGUGGUGACGGCCACCCUGGAGGAGAAGAUAAAGAAGGCCAAGAUUCUUUACUGGAAGCAAGAACAGCUCAUGAGGCUACAGAAACAGGCCGAAAAGAAUGUGGAGAAGAAAACCAGCCGAUCCACAGAGAUCCUCAAGACCCAGGGACUCCUGGUCUGAGUGCAGUAAAGAAAGUUCAUCAUGCUUGGUCUGCCCUUCGUCCAGCACCGCCCUGGGUUGUGGGCACCCAAGGGCAGCCAUCCAGUGGCCACAGGCAGCCUGGGGCAUAGAAGGCUGGGGAUACAGAAGAGGCCUUGGUCAUUGCUCCUGAUUAAGAAAAAACCUUUCUUUGAGAAGCUACUUUAGGGCUUCCCUGGUGGCGCAGUGGUUGCGAGUCCGCCUGCCAAUGCAGGGGACCCGGGUUCGUGACCCAGUCCGGGAAGAUCCCACAU